Messenger RNA from Sceloporus undulatus (fence lizard), 7377 nucleotides. RefSeq names its product microfibril associated protein 5 (gene MFAP5). Lineage: Eukaryota; Metazoa; Chordata; Lepidosauria; Squamata; Phrynosomatidae. Gene Ontology annotation, cellular component: microfibril. The record is from RefSeq and is a predicted model, not a curated record. The coding region runs from base 28 to 480 and encodes 150 amino acids. Gene Ontology annotation, biological process: embryonic eye morphogenesis. The transcript is spliced from 8 exons.
UAUGAUGCCUUGCAGAGAGAAGUAGGGAUGAGGGCCGGUAGAGCUCAGAUGCUGUUGUGUCUCAUUGCCCUUGCUGUCCUGCCAUGUGGAGUGCUAAAUCAAGACCCAACAGAUGACCCAGUGGAUGAUGUGGGUGCGGCUGAUCCUGGGGAAACAGUAGCAGAUGAAAAAGCUGAUGGUCCAACAACUUCUCCUGAGUGCCACGAAGAGCAAUUUCCAUGCACACGUCUGUACUCAGUACGCAAGCCUGUGAAGCAAUGCAUCAGUUACUUGUGUGUCACCAGUAUCCGUCGGACGUACAUGAUAAAUAAGGAGAUCUGCUCUCGUAUUGUUUGCAAAGAGGAUGAAGCCAUGCAGGAUGAGCUCUGCCGCCAGUUGGCUGGUCUGCCCCCACGCCGCCUUCGCCGCUCUGGUCAUUCUCAAGGACCACUCUGCCGGCGGUCUAAGAACCAACAGCAGAAGGCUCUUGAUGCCCAGUGACCAAGAAAUUAUAGAGAAGACAAGGAGGAGGACCCACCAAAUAGUUCCACUGCUGAAACCCAACAUAGGUUUGCCUUCUUCUCACAACCUCCUGUGUUGAGAGGUGCUCCAUUGCUGGGAGCUUCCUUGCCUGCAUCUCACUGGUGGCACCUGAUGUCACCUUUGAGAUGGGAUGCUAGCAUCUUGUGUUCUUGCUUCUGCAUCAUGCUUGCCUCAGGGCCAGUUAUAUAAGCCCUGUUCUUACAUCUACCUUAACAUAUACAUACAUACAUACAUACAUACAUACAUGCAUACAUACAUACAUAUGUGUAUACAGAACUGGUGGAGCAGGAGCUCAUGAUUGACCUGCCCUAGUAGUUGGCUUGUAUCUGCCUUCUCCAGAGCCAGUUUAACAACAGACAGUGACUGCCACGAAAACGUGAUAUCAGUGCACUUACAGUCCAACUUAUGUAGAGCUGGUAAAGCACAGUAUUUAGCCCUGUAGAAUAAAGGGUCUGAUAUUGGAUUUAGGAAGCCUAAAAUCUACUGUACUGCUAUGUCUAAUGUACAUAAGUGAACCAGUCUGGAGGCAUGGUGGUCAGAAUCCCACCAGCCUAUCCCCUGAGGAUCAAGUGUGCCUUAAGCCAUGGGCUGGCAGGACUAAAGCAAACUAUCCUUGUCUCAGGAAUGAGACGAGGAUGGAGGCACAGCACACUGAGGUCUCGGAAUUGCUCAGCUCAGUUUCUCACUCAGCUUUUUUGCACAUCCUACUUAAACUUCUGAGGUACAAAUAGCAUCCACUUGAGAAAUCUGUUUAAGACAAGAGAGUCCAUAGAAAUGCAAAAGGAGACUGACCUCCUGAGGAGGGGAGAUUGAAGAGACUGCACAUUAAGGCCUGAUUGCACUUGAACAUGAGAGAACUACAGGAGAAGAAUAAGAAUGCGAUCUGAGCUCUGUUUGGCAGUAUGAAUGCCCCCCCCCCACAGUGCAUAGUAAGAGGAGAUAAAGAGGCUGUACAGACAGGCAGUGGGAUGCCACCCCUUUUUGCCCUGAAUUGGACUGCGGCCUUCAGAGGCAGCAAAAAGAAACUGACCCAAGCGGCUCCUUAUUUGCACCCUGGGAGGGGUUUCAUAAGCACCGCGGUGUGGCAUUAUGAUGCCCCUUCCAGGCUGUGCUGUUUGGGCACUGCGCCGGAGGUCAUCAUGACACACUCUGUCUAGAAGGGUGCCCGGUUGGUGGCGUAAGGGCUUGGAGCCUGCGGACACUCAGCCUUCAGCCCGCCCACAGGCCAGCACAAAGAGCCAGUCUAUAUAGCCCCAGAGUCCUGUAUGUCUCUUCAUAGAUUCAUUUGAUUAGAUCACCAUUGAUUUCUCAUCCCAGCCAUUGAGAAUGACCACCACAUACUUCUUUUGAUGAAGAAGACAAGUCAAGGGGUGGGUGUGAAGGAAAUCCUAACUUUGUGCCAGAGUAAACAGAAAUUCCAUUGCUACUGGCAUCUACGCUGCAAACCCAGGUCGGAAGUAGGCAUUCGUUAAAUUUUAAACCCAAAUGCAAUUACUGCUGUCUUGUGGUAGUCCCUUCAUAGUACCAAACAGUUUCAGGGGCAGUCAAAGCUCUAUAGUACCGAUACGAAGGGUGUAAAGAAUACUUACCAAUUUUCUUAUCCUUAGUGAGAAGGACACCUUGUCAAGAAAACGGUCAAUCACCAUAAGAUUUUUUAAAAAUUGUAUAUGAAAAAAAAUCUGUUUGCACAAGAAACUUGGACUUUAUGCCCCAAAUGUGCAAAAUGUUUUGCUUAAAAUACACGUUAGUUUGCUAGAAAUGAUGUCUUUGCACAAUUUUUGAACACUUUUAAGGUUUGUGCAAACAAUAUAUUUUUGGAGGAGGGGAUAUCCUGAAUUUUUUUAAAAAUGCAAAAUGCAACCCCCCGCACCCUCUUGUAAUGUCAGCCAGCAGGGAGAAAUGUUUUUGAAAUUAGUUUUCUUUAUAUGUGAGAAUGAAAUAAAUGAAGGUGGACAUCUGUAGUAGAUACAAAUCUCAGGAAUGAUACAAUCUGUGCCCUUCCCUCCACAGUGAUGCCAAGGCCUGCUUAUAUGAACUAGUGAUAAUUCUGACAGAUGGGUUCUGGCACCACCAGUCAAAAGGCACUGCCUUUCCCUCCUUAAUGGAUUAUUUUGUUGUAAGAAAAAGGAUAGAAAAAGAUGGAAGGGAGUAUUGUGCAUGUCCCCCUCCGUCAAAGUAUGCUGUAGGAUGACUACAUAAGAAAAGCCUCUUAGAGCCUGCCCCUAGUAGUAAAAUUUAUUCGGUCAUUGACCAAUACAAAAAUCGAUAAAAUAAUAAAUGCACAGUACAGUUAUUAAAUAUUGUUAAAACAAUUUCAAAUACAAUUUCAGAUCAGCUACGGACAUUUCAGUUUCCGUCAACCAGUUGGGGACGUAAUUUGCAUACAAUAGAGCAAAAUUUUGCUACCUUGCGAACAACAUUUGGUUUCCGAUUAUCCAGAAGAUAGCAUAAAUAAAAAGUGUCAGUAUGACCAGGGUAUUUAUUUAGGAGAGGAGGAAUCCACUGAUGGUGAAUGUCUUUAUAAAAUUGACAGUGCAAAAGAACAUGCUCUGCCGUUUCAAUAACACCAUCAUUGCACCGGCAAAGCCGAGAUUCAUAAGGUGUUUUCCUAUAUCUUCCUUCUAGCACUGCUGUUGGGUGAGCAUUAAAUCGAGCUAAAGAUAAAGCUCUCCUAAAUUUAGGUAUUGUAACAUGAAAUAGAUAAGAAGCUGGAGAAGAGACCAACAUUUGAUUAUUCACCACUAUAUGCCUAGGGAAAGCAGCAAUUUCCAUCUGGCCUUCAAUGUCUAAGAUUCUUUGUUUAAUAGCCGAUUUUGCUUGAUCUAUUUCUAGCUUUAGAAUGGUAUCCCUGAAAAGUCCUACCUAGGAGAUUCAAUUUCUUGAUUAUAGCUAUUUCCCAAGAGGAUUUAUGAGUAUCUACCAGGAUUAACUGGGCUAAUCCUCCAGGAUUUUGAUUUAAUUUAAGCCAGCCCACCCCUAGCAAUGGGCUCCCGUAAUUCAUUCCCUGUAGCUGGAAAUGGACAGUAGUUUGCAAAAGUGUUGAGGAGGGUAUUGAAGAGCCUGAUGACAUGCAUGAUCACUUACUGUGUUCCAGCAUUGUCUUUAGCCAGAUUUUCAAACAGAAAUUGUACUUGGUUUGAUGAGAGAUAACGGAGGACAGAAAUAAUAAGUUGGUAUACAUAAAAGACUCUAAAUCUGUGUUGACUAUUCUGACUCUCCAGGGCCUUAGGGUGUGGUUCUCCUCUCCUCCAAGCCUUGCUGCAGUUUUAACAAGAGAUUGCGCACUGGACCUUCAGAAUGCAAAAGCAUGUGCUCUUGUCACUACACAAAAAGGCUCUCUCUCCAUUUUUCAGAUGCUUGGCAAAAACAGCAGCAAUUGUUUGUUUUAGGCCAUACUAUACCUCAACGUGAAGCUCUUCAUUUAUUUCUUGGAAACCUUAGAGUUCCUUUGCAAAAGCCCUUCCUUGCUCUCAUACAUUAAAUAUCUGCAGUGCUGAUAGUACCUUCUAUUUUUAAAGAGCAGAGCAAUUUUCACCGCAUUUAAUUUAUAAUCUAGGCACCUGUGUGUUUGCCUGAUGGCGUCUUCUCUUCCUCUCCCCUUCCAAAUUGCUAACAUGGAUCAAAAGUGACCCAUGCUGCCACCUGCUGCUGGACACUUAAAUCUAUAUAAUGUGUUGUGUUAAUUUACAAACAACUGAGAGCACUUAGAGAAUUGCGGUAUGCUUAGAGCAUGACAGAACAUCCCUAAUCCAGUUGUGUCAAUUUGAACUAUUUACAAUGAAUGAGGCAUUGGGUUGGGUCUUGUGCGAAGAGAAGCCCUUCAUUCAGUAUGUAAAAAUCUGUUAAGAUCAACUGUGCUGAGUGUGGGCAAGUUAAUGAAUGAAAGUCUGAUGUCUGUGGCUUAGCUGGAUGUUCACUAGGAUGUUCCUUUCCACUGGCCAGUUUCAUCAUGAACAGGAACAGUGCAACAGGAUUACUAAUCCACAUUCUCUGCUAGCAUAAAACAAUUUUCUUGGAUUGUACCAUGUGGCAAUAUGCGCUAGUGGUUUCACACAGGGUGAAUGGUAUAGUACAGGAUAAUACAUAUGCAAGAUCCAUAGCUAUUCAAGCCUAUCUGCAUUUGAACAGCAGGAAAUGAAUUUCAAAAAGACAUCCUUCUGUGGCUAACGUGCAUUUGACUUUAACUGGACAAUAUUGCAAAUAAGUGUUACAGACACAGACUGCUCCCAGCUGUCUCUCUUAUGGCAUGCACAAUUAUUUAAAUUUUUCUGUAGGUAAAUGAAAGAAAAAUGUUGUCCCAUGGAAAGAAAAGAAGAAGCGUCAGAGGGAAACCAGUGCUAUCAUCUAUUCCCCAUGAAACAUGGCUCAGGCAGCAUUCCAGUAGAGCAAGAAGUAAUGUAUUUUCAGAUGGUACCAGGAAACAAUUCUGACAUAACACUUGCUCUUUUUGAUACAAUCAUGGUCUUGUGAAUGUGCUUAUUACAAUAGUGGACAGGCUCAGGCAGUUCAGAUGUCCUUUUGAUGGUCCCAGGACCCUCUGGGAGUCACACAUGGAUCCUCCAAAUGAAAACAGAUGUGACUAGAAGGUCAUAUCUAUUUGCCUUUAAAUCUGUUUCUGGAAAAAGAAAUGGGGAGUGCCACACAUUGGCUGGUAUCCUGUUAAUGGCAUGUCCAGAUGCUAAUCCACCUGGUGGGUGGGGGGAUGUCAGGGUGGAAGUUCUUGUUCUCUUCCAACCAAGUCCAGCCUUGACUUACUAUUUAGCUGCUGCAGCUAAACAUGCCUAUUUUAUGGCUGGUGGAGAGUACCUGGGGGGGCCAUAUACAGAAUGAUUAUAUCAUCUGCUGAGACAUUUGGAGGACCCUGGCAGAUCUCUGCAGCUGGUGUGAUCGCUGUGUGUCUGGCUGUGGGGAUAUAGCCAGAUGCUUCCAUAAUGGCACUGCUCUCCACCAGCCAUGGGAUGCUAAAUGGCGCAAACAAGGGAGGCAAAGUGACAGAUGUGAUGUACUGUACAUAUUCGACUAUAAGUCGACCUCAUGUAUGUUCAGGGCAGGUUUGGGGGGCCAAAACUAUGGAUUUUGAUAUGACCCAUGGAUAAGUCAAGGGUAAAACAUGUAACAAAGGAUCUAAAGGAUGAAGCAAAGGAAAACAAUGCCACUAAGAAGUUACAAAAUUCCAGCAGACUUCACUGUUUGUGCUCACCCUAAAUGUUGGAUGGAUAAGGGGGGCAGUACUUCCAGGAGAGAUUACAUUCUUGACUUUCACUGGGGGAUGCUACUUUUUUAAACAAGAGUUAAAGUAUAGUACUUACACUGACUUGUGGAUAAGUCAACUCAGGUUUUUUGGGUCAAUUUUUGACUCAAAUUUCUAGACUUAUACAUGAGUAUAUACAGCAGUUCUGCAUGUUAUACUGUGCCAUGCAGGAUCUCAGCCCGUGUUUCAGAGCAGAUUCUCCCCUCGCCACAGAUAUAUGAUUCUUCUGGAGGGUCACUAUGUAAAGGAAUUGCUUCAGGGGGAGGGUUCCAAGGGAGUGCAAAAAAUGGCAUGGGGCACAAAUGGUUUCUCCGCUACUGUAAUGUUUCAGGGUUGUGCCUCACACAACACUUGGCUUGCUCAACCUGUAAUUUUACAAUCUUCCAUGAAGAUGUGGGAUGCAACCAUUGCACACCUUAGAUUGUCAAUAGGAGAAGUCAGUAACAAGUAGUGGUUGCUCUCAUGAUACCCCCAUACUAGUGUGAACAGGGAAUGCUAUUAAUGGGUUUAGCAAGUUCACACAAUACAGGAAUGACAAUAUCUCUCAGCACUUUACAGUUUCACUUUACAGAAUCAAUUGUUUCUACUGAAAACUCUGAGUUAUCACCAAGUGGUAGGAAGGGUAUAUUUUUGACAGCUUAUCCACACAUGCAAUUCAGUUCUAGAUGCUAAAGUCAGUAAAUGAUGACCAUGCAUACAUGAUGCAGCCUGUAGAUACUUUUAAAAAUCAGCAUGUUUCCAUUUCUUUAGCAACGCUGUUGAUGGGCAGAAAUUAAGUAGCCAAAGCUUUUCCUAUCACUUUAGUCUCUUUGAAACAACACAGUUAUAGUACUAUGAUUCCACCUUCACUGCCAUAGUGACAUUCUAUGGAAUCCUGGGAUUGGAUUCCUCUGGUCUCUCAGCAAACUACAAACCCCAGGAUCCCCUAGGAGGCAGCCACAGUAGUAAAUGGAGUUAAAGUGCUGUAAUUGUCUGGUGUGGAAGAUCUUUAUCUGCAUGUCUCUCUAGCAAUUUUGAUCCCAGGACCACUUUAAUUCCUAAAGAGACAUUUUUCAAACAGGAGGUGAUCCAAAUGUUGGCUUCCAAGUCACUUCUAGUUGGAAGAAUGGCUUCCAAUGGACCUAAAAUGGCCCAGAGAGGAGAGCAUUUGGUGGACCUUCCUAAAAAUGGGCUUGUGCAGCUCACCAAGGUCCCCUGGGAAGUGUCAGUGCAACCCCCGCACCUCCAAAAGUUGCCCUCCACUAUUACAAAUAAUAUGUAUCUACUCCCCCCUUUCAUUUCCUCCUUUCCGCUUCCUUAUACAACGAUAGUCUUGGCAUAGAUCCGUGACAUAAGUUUUGAAUCUGUUCCAGAUGCUCAAUACAGAAUCAAAUGUAAACACAUAUGAAUGUAUUCCAUUGUUUAUUGUACAACAUAAAGGUAUAUAGAACUCCCAUCCACACAUUUUGAGAAAAUGCCAGAUAUUCCUCAUGCUGCUUUACUGUCAUACUUUAUGGCCAUGGAAUGGAAUUCCUAGGGGGGAAAACCCUACAUGGAUAAUUUUAUACAUAUAUAUUUUUUUGGAAUGUAUACACCAAUAUAUUAAAAGACAAACUGUGUUUCUA